CUUAGCCCAUCAAUGUCUCUUUGUAAAUUAAUAAGGGAAUUGUAACUACCUGCAUGGCAGUCUGGUUAUCUGUUGUUAAGGAGCCAUGUUGAAGUUCAAAUACGUGAGUCAGGGAACCCUGAAAGCGCUGAGCUCCGCGGACCCCAUCACCAGCCGCAGCUCACGACUCCAUCAGGUGUUUCAGGGACGAGUUAGCCUUGGUGGGCAGCAGGGAGGAUGUAAUCUGGGUCGGGAAGACUUUCUGGAGGCUCUGGUGUUACUGUAUAAAGAGUGCAGCUCCCCAGAGCUCAUGAAGAUACAUCAUGUGGCCAAUUUUGUCAAUAAGUUUUCUGAAGUGGUCUCAGAGCUGCAGGCUUUGCAGCCUGGGUUUCAAGACUUUGAAGUGCGUGCCGUGGUGGGUCGUGGUAAAUUCGCUGAAGUCCAAGUUGUCCGGGAGAAGGCCAGUGGUGAUGUUUGUGCAUUGAAGGUCAUGGACAAGACAGUUUUACGCACUCAAGAAAAUGUGGUUUUUCAUGAAGAGGAGCGGAGGAUUUUGGCUCUGAACAGCAGUCCCUGGAUCCCACAGCUUCUCUACGCUUUCCAGGAUAAAGAUCAUGUCUACCUGGCGAUGGAGUACUUGCCAGGUGGAGAUCUGAUGUCUCUGCUAAACCGAUACGAGGAUCAGUUUGAUGAGUCCAUGGCUCAGUUCUAUUUGUCUGAACUGGUGGAGGCCAUUCAUACUGUCCACCAGCUGGGCUACGUCCACAGGGAUGUCAAACCAGAAAAUGUUCUCAUCGAUCGGACCGGUCAUAUUAAGCUGGCAGAUUUUGGAUCAGCUGCCAGACUAACUGCUAACAAAACAGUAACUCCCACAGUACCCGUUGGGACCCAGGACUUCCUCUCUCCGGAGGUCCUGGCAGCAAUGAAUGGGGGCUCUCACAACACAUAUGGGGUUGAGUGUGACUGGUGGUCCCUAGGGGUCAUAGCCUAUGAGAUGAUCUAUGCCAGGUCGCCUUUUUCUGAUGGCACUUCUACCAGGACCAUUCACAACAUCCUCAAUUUCCAGCAUUUUUUAAAGUUUCUGGAGGAGCCGCGAGCCAGUAAACAGUUUGUAGACCUGGUGCAGAGCUUGUUAUGUGGAGCCAAAGAGCGAUUGGGGUACCAGGGACUCCGCUGUCACUCUUUUUUCUCCUGCGUCGACUGGAACAACUUAAGACAAGUUCUCCCGCCUUUCGUUCCUGCGUUGCACGCUGAAGAUGACACCUCUAAUUUUGAGGAGCCGGAGAAGGCAGCCCCCCGGCCAGCCUCAGCAGCCCAGCGAGGAGCUCUGCCAGCGGGCUUCCAGGGCCAGGAUCUGCCCUUUCUAGGCUGGUUCUUCAGCAGAGCAUUGACAACAUUGGCCAAAACGGAGUCAGUGUCUGCAGGCCUCAACUCUCCUGCAAAGACCAACUCCAUGGAAAAGAAAUUGCACAUUAAAAGCAAAGAACUACAAGAAACUCAAGACAAAUGUCACAAGAUGGAGCAGGAGAUCUCCAGGUUCCAGCGUAAAAUGAUUGACCUGGAGUCAGUGCUCCACCAGAAGGAUGUGGAGCUGAAGGCCUCCGAGACUCAAAGAAACAUCCUGGAGCAAGACCUCGCCACCUACAUUACUGAGUGCAGUAGCCUGAAGCGGAGCUUGGAGGAGGCACGUGUGGAGGUCUCCAGAGAGGAUGACAAGGCCAUGCAGCUGCUGCACGACAUCCGCGAACAGAGCAACAAGCUGCAGGAAAUUAAAGAGCAAGAGUACCAUGCCCAACUGGAGGAAAUGCAGGUAACCAUCAGGCAGCUGGAGGAGGACCUGUCAGCCGCCCGACGCCGCAGCGACCUCUACGAAGCUGAACUUAGAGACUCCAGACAGACAAGUGAGGACCUCAAGAGGAAAGCUGUGGAAUACCAGCAGAGAAUCCAGAAGGCCAAAGAGCAGGGCAGAGCAGAUGUGGAGGAGCUUCUCUCCAAACUUGAGAAGACUAAUUCUGAGCAGCAGGUGAAAAUCCAGGAGCUCCAGGACAAACUGUCUAAGGCAGUGAAAGCGAGCACAGAAGCAACUGAGCUGCUGCAGAAUGUUCGGCAGGCUAAAGAGCGGCUGGAGCGAGACCUGGAGCGCCUGCGAGGAAAAACCGACUCCAGUGACACACUCAAACGUCGCCUUAGAGAGACAGAGGAGGGCAGGAAGACACUGGAGAACCAGGUAAAGAGGCUGGAGAUGGUUGAGCGGCGGGAGAAUAAGCUGAAAGAUGACAUUCAGACCAAAUCCCAGCAGAUCCAGCAGAUGGCUGAAAAGAUCCUGGAACUGGAGGACAACCUGAGAGAUGCCCAGUCAACAGCUCAGCGGAUGGAAACCCAACUGGUUCAAAAGGAGAUACUUUAUGAGGACAAGAUCAAGGUUCUGGAGGCCCAGAUGAAGGUAGACCUGGCUGACAAGGAGAGCCUUGAGGCUAGAAGGGCUCAGCAGGAGGAGGAGUCGAGAGAGAACAGCAAACUCAUCAGUGAACAGAAAGCUACCAUUAAUGCCAUGGAUUCAAAGAUGAAGAACCUGGAGCAACGUAUCGGUGAGCUGUCAGAAGCUAACAAGCUGGCCACUAAUAGCAGCAUCUACACCCAGAAGAAUAUGAAAGCCCAGGAGGAGAUGAUCUCAGAACUUCGGCAGCAAAAGUUCUAUUUAGAGUCGCAGGCGGGCAAGCUAGAGGCCCAAAAUGCCAAACUAGAGGAGCACCUGGAGAAGAUGAGUCAGCAGGAGCAGACCAAGAGGACUCGUCUACUUGAGCUGGAGAGCAGGCUACGGGAGAUGGGCCUGGAACAUGAGGAAGAGAAGCUGGAGAUCAAGAGACAGGUGUCAGAAUUGACCCUCUCCCUUCAGGAGCGGGAAUCCCAGAUUAGCAGCCUGCAAGCUGCGCGUCUUGCCCUGGAGAGCCAGCUGCAGCAAGCCAAGACGGAGCUGGAGGAGACUACUGCUGAGGCUGAGGAGGAGAUCACUGCCCUCAGGAAUCACAGAGAUGAAAUUCAACGCAAGUUUGAUGCCCUAAGAGACAGCUGCUCAGUGAUCACUGACCUGGAGGAGCAACUUACACAGUUGAGUCAGGAGAAUGCUGAGUUGAAUCGCCAGAACUUCUACCUGUCCAAACAACUUGAUGAAGCAUCAGAUGAGAGGGAGGACCAGUUGCAGCUCAGCCAGGAGGUGGACCGGCUGAGGAGAGAGGUAGCAGACCGCGAGAUGCACCUUAACAACCAGAAACAGAACAUUGAGACACUGAAGACCACAUGCAGCAUGCUGGAGGAGCAGGUGGUGGAACUGGAGUCCCUAAACGACGAGUUGCUGGAGAAAGAGAGACAGUGGGAGGCUUGGAGAGGUGCCCUGGAGGACGAAAAAAGCCAGGCUGAAAGACGCACCAGGGACCUGCAGAGACUGCUGGACAAUGAGAAGCAGAACAGGCUGCGUGCAGACCAGCGCAGCUCUGAGUCUCGCCAGGCAGUAGAACUGGCAGUCAAAGAGCACAAGGCUGAGAUACUGGCAUUGCAGCAGGCCUUGAAGGAGCAGAGACUGAAAGCUGAAAGUCUGUCUGAUACCCUCAAUGAUCUGGAGAAAAAGCAUGCCAUGCUGGAGAUGAAUGCCCGCAGCUUACAGCAGAAACUGGAGACUGAGAGAGAGCUGAAACAGAGGCUGAUGGAGGAGCAAGGGAAACUGCAGCAGCAGAUGGACCUCCAGAAGAGCCACAUUUUCCGUCUGACCCAGGGCCUACAGGAUGCCCUGGACCAAACUGACAUGCUCAAGACCGAGAGGACCGAUCUGGAGUACCAGCUGGAGAAUAUACAGGCUGUAUACUCCCAUGAGAAGGUGAAGAUGGAGGGGACUAUCUCCCAACAGACCAAACUCAUUGACUUCCUCCAGGCCAAAAUGGACCAGCCCACCAAGAAAAAGAAGGGUAUAUUUGGGCGGCGUCGAGAGGAUGUUGGCACUACAACUAAUGGGGCACUGGUUCCCCAGGCCCAGCCGGCAGUUCCCAUGCAGUACAGUGACAUGAAACUUGCUUUGGAGAAGGAGCGUUCAAGAUGUGCUGAGCUGGAAGAGGCUCUCCAGAAGAUGAGGAUAGAGCUGCGAUCCCUCAGAGAGGAGGCAGCUCAUUUCAAAGCCCAGGACCAUGUGGCUCCUUCCACGCCGGCUCAGGCCCGCCACCAAAUCCUAAUGUCGGCCAUCGUGAAAUCCCCAGAGCAUCAACCCAACCCCAGUGGUCUGCUAAACCCCUCAACUCGCUGCAAGGACACGCCUGAAGAGUUUGGUCGUCGUGUGAAGGAGAGAAUGCACCACAACAUCCCACAUCGUUUCACUGUAGGCCUCAACAUGAGGGCUGCCAAAUGUGCCGUCUGCCUGGACACUGUGCAUUUUGGACGACAGGCUGCCACUUGUCUAGAGUGCCACACCCUGUGUCAUCCCAAAUGCUCACCGUGUCUUCCGGCCACCUGCGGCCUGCCAGCUGAGUAUGCCACUCACUUUUCAGAAGCUCUAUGCCGAGAGAAGGCAAACUCUCCUGCACUGCAGGUCAAAGAGGCCAGUGGGCAUGUUCGCUUGGAGGGAUGGAUGAAGCAGCCCAGAAAUGGCAAACGUGGUCAGCAGGGCUGGGAGAGAAAAUAUGUGGUGCUAGAUGGAACCAGAGUAUCUGUCUAUGAUUCUGAGCCCAGAGAAGACUGUAUUAGGGCUGAGGACGAGUUCGAGCUCUGUCUGCCUGAUGGAGAGGUGACUGUUCAUGGAGCUGUUGGAGCCUCUGAGCUCAUCAACACUGCAAAGUCAGACAUCCCAUAUGUGCUGAAACUGGAGUCACAUCCUCACACCACCUGCUGGCCAGGCCAGUCCCUCUACUUCAUGGCUCCCAGCUUCCCUGAUAAGCAGCGCUGGGUUGCUGUACUGGAGUCUGUGGUGGCCGGUAGCCGUGGAUCUAAAGACAAAGUGGAUGCUGAUGCUAAACUUCUGGGAAACUCUCUGCUGAAGUUGGAGGGUGAUGACCGUUUGGACAUCAACUGCACUCUGCCUCUCACUGACCAGAUCGUGUUGGUUGGUUCUGAGGAGGGUUUGUAUGCUCUAAAUGUCAUAAAGAACUCUUUGACCCACAUCCCUGGCCUGACCUCGGUCUUCCAGAUCCAGAUCCUGAAGGAGCUUGAUAAGCUGCUGAUGAUCACUGGAGAGGAUAGGGCCCUGUGUUUGGUGGAGAUCAAGAAGGUGAAACAGUCCUUGUCGCAGUCCCAUCUCCCAGCUCAACCUGACCUCAACCCCUUCAUCUUUGAGACAGUCAAGGGAUGCCACCUCUUCUCCUCUGGAAAGAUUGAUAAUGGGACCUGUAUCUGUGCUGCUAUGCCCAACAAGAUUACAAUUCUGCGACUUAAUGAAAGCCUCAACAAGUUCUGCAUCAGAAAGGAGAUUGAGACAUCAGAGCCAUGUAGCUGUAUCCACUUCACUGGCUACAGUAUCAUUAUUGGCACCAACAAGUUCUAUGAGAUUGAGAUGAAGCAGUACGUGCUAGAAGAAUUCCUGGAUAAAAACGAUGUGACGCUCGCUUCAGCUGUGUUUGCCGCAUCCUCCCAUAGCUUCCCCAUCUCCAUCAUCCAGGUCACCACGGCUCCCCAGAAAGAUGAAUACCUGCUCUGUUUCCAUGAGUUUGGUGUGUUUGUGGACGCGUAUGGCCGCAGGAGUAGAAGUGACGAUAUCAAAUGGAGCCGUCUGCCUCUUUCGUUUGCCUACAGAGAGCCCUACCUGUUUGUGACCUACUUCAACUCUCUGGAUGUUAUUGAGAUUCAGGGACACGCUGCUCUGGGACCUCACUCAUACGCACACCUGGAUAUCCCAAAUCCGCGCUACCUUGGCCCUGCCAUCUCUUCUGGGGCUAUCUACUUGGCCUCGUCGUACCAGAAUAAAUUGCGGGUUAUUUGCUGCAAGGGCAACCUGAUCCAGAGCCAGGAGGGUGGCGGAGACCUGCAGCGUAACGGUUCCGGACGCAGUCCUAACAAGCGCGGGCCUCCUUCCUACAAUGAGCACAUCUCUAAAAGGUUGGCAGCCAACCCUCACGUCCAUGGAGACCCCGGCACACCUCACCGCUACCGAGAGGCACGCACAGAGUUUCGGCGUGACAAGUCCCCCAGCCGUCCACUGGAGAGAGAGAAGUCUCCAGGCAGGAUGCUGGAGAGCCGGAUCGUGGGGGAGAGGUCCCCUGGACGUUUUGAAGAGCGCCAAAGGCUUCAUACCGGCUCAGGACGCACACCCAUAACUCCUGUUAACAAGGUAUGGGACCAAUCAUCUGUUUGA
This is a messenger RNA of Scomber scombrus (Atlantic mackerel), 6307 nucleotides long. RefSeq names its product citron rho-interacting serine/threonine kinase a (gene cita). Gene Ontology annotation, biological process: mitotic cytokinesis; peptidyl-threonine phosphorylation; actomyosin structure organization. The coding region runs from base 86 to 6307 and encodes 2073 amino acids. The record is from RefSeq and is a predicted model, not a curated record. Gene Ontology annotation, molecular function: protein serine/threonine kinase activity; ATP binding. Lineage: Eukaryota; Metazoa; Chordata; Actinopteri; Scombriformes; Scombridae. The transcript has 49 exons. Gene Ontology annotation, cellular component: cytoskeleton; cytoplasm.